Molecule: messenger RNA, 2109 nt
Organism: Fusarium coffeatum
Lineage: Eukaryota; Fungi; Ascomycota; Sordariomycetes; Hypocreales; Nectriaceae
Exons: 7
Coding region: 1-2109 (702 amino acids)
Biological process (GO): DNA-templated transcription
Cellular component (GO): nucleus
Molecular function (GO): DNA binding; zinc ion binding
Source: RefSeq, a predicted model, not a curated record
AUGUCGGCCACAUUUUUGGAAAGAGGUCAACCAGAUCAUGAUCGUGACUUUCGUCACCCUCGUGUCCGAGCAGAUAAGUCAGGUCGACGAGAGCCAGUCAAAGCACGGCGUGACGUUCUUGACGCCCCGGUAAAACCUUCAAACAAAUCAGCCAGCGAAUGGGAUCUUUUGCCUCCAUUGCCAGAAAUUAUCGACGGCGUGAAUCGAUUUACGCGACAUUACUUUCAACUUGGUUUCAUCCCCAAGGAGCAAUUCUCGAGACGCCUUCUUCAAGAUCACCAAUCUGUUAGCGUCUUUCUAGUUGUCAGCAUCCUCAGCAUUUCGGCACGACUCAGUCCUCCUCUUUCGACCCGAUAUGGAUCCGGCAUGAAAGCAGCUGAGUUCUUUAUGGAACGUGCGGCAGCCAUCGCACCCAGUGAGAUCUUUGUGUCCAAGUACACGUUAGAGAGCUGUCAAGCAUUUUACCUACUCAGUAUUGCGCAGCAAGGCAGUGGUAUCAGGAACGAAAGUCAUAUGAAUAUGGGCAUUGCUCUCCGGAUGGCAUCCGCGCUACGCCUACACUUGGAAGAAACGUACGACAUCGCCAACCCGACACCCGAUACUAUAAUUCGUGGGGAGUCUGCACGUCGAACUCUAUGGAUGUUACAUAGUCAGGACCAAUUACACUCGGGCCCCCACUCACCUAUAUCUCUUUCUGCAUCGGACAUUACCGCUCUUCUCCCAUGUAAUGAGGAUGAUUUCGCCUUGGGGCGAGAACCCCCUUCGCGGGCUGCUCUUGAAGGCUCCCCACCAUCCAUCAGUAACCCAGCACUCAUCUGUGACCCCAGUCGGUCUCUCUUUGCAUCCCUUAUUCAAGCUCAUGGUUUCUGGGGCAUUAUCACUCGACGUGCUGUUAGCUUUACCCGCAGUUCUUAUCCGUGGGAGCCAGAGAGCAAGUUUGCAACUGUCUCAAGGAAACUCGACGUUUGGGAAAAUAGCCUACCCCCGAACCACCGAUGGAGCGAAGUCACGUUUGGUGAACACAAAGCGGAAGCACAAGACUUAGCAUAUCUAGGAGUGACUAUGAUACCGCGCCUUUGCAAUAUCGUUCUUAGGCGCCCCUACUUAGUGGACAUCUUAACGUUUUCUCCUGAAUACAAACAACGACCGGCAGCUUUCACGAAGAUUGCGUACGAACUUUUCUCCAACGUCCGUGCUCUCUACACACAAAUCGACGCCCAGUUCACGGGCCGUGCUUCAGAUGAAAGCGUGGGUGCUCAAAUGGCAGCGUUCUGUGUCUACACAUGCGGCCUUCUUUCCACAUACUUGUGCCAUUAUCCAAGCAUCUGCCCAGAUCCUAACAUCAGCCGCGACGGACAUAUGAUGUACCAGAGAACCCUAUCCAUCCUGUUGGAAUGCAAAGAAGUCUGGCCCCUCGCAUCCCGUUGGGCAGAUGCCCUCGAGCGAUUUGCUCAAGAUCCCACUGGCGCUCUUACAUCGGAAACCGGCAUGGCGGACGGGAGAGAUCCUGUUCCUCAUCCAGUAAUUGACAUUCCUGCUGUGGCUCCCGCGUCCCCUGGCACAUCGCCUGCUUCGUCCAUCUACAGCCGACAAGCUAGUUCCAUAGAGCCGGGCCCUUCUUCUCUACAAUCCCCAUCUCCGCAUGGUAUAUCUGCUACUUUAUCGGCAACGCAUAUACUGCCAUCCCAUUUCCCCCCGCCUCAAAUCCAACAACAGCCCCAAAUGCAGCAGCACCAGCUUCAGGUCCACCAACACCACCAGCACCGCCAGCACCGCCAGCACCGCCAGCAUCAUCAACCGCCAGCGCCGAUAAUUACGCAACAUCAGUCGUUUGUUCCUCAUCAGCUCCAGCCACAGCUGUACAUGAGUCCCAAUGAGAUUGCUAACCUCGACAUUGUUAUGGGAACAUUUGAUCAGAGCGCUAUGCAAGGUUACCAAAUGGCGCCACAGUGCAAUCCUCCAUUGACUUCCACUACCCCAACAGUUGCGGCUAUCCCACCUGUACCGCACAGCGCUCCUGCAGACGGCUAUGAGAACGAACUGAACUUUUACUCUUAUGGAUCUCACGACUGGGUGCCUUCAGGUAACGUCUUUGACGGCUAUAACUAA